This is a messenger RNA of Puccinia triticina, 2238 nucleotides long. RefSeq lists its product as uncharacterized. Gene Ontology annotation, biological process: attachment of mitotic spindle microtubules to kinetochore. Gene Ontology annotation, cellular component: Ndc80 complex. NCBI's taxonomy places the organism in Eukaryota, Fungi, Basidiomycota, Pucciniomycetes, Pucciniales, Pucciniaceae. The record is from RefSeq and is a predicted model, not a curated record. The transcript is spliced from 8 exons. The coding region runs from base 1 to 2238 and encodes 745 amino acids.
AUGGACCCCCGGCGUCGCACCCUCGCAUCGGGCGAUCCCCAUGGCGGCUCGAAUAUCCCUCUGCCCGCAUCGGCGCUGAAGAGGCCCCAGGCGCAACUGGCAAGCUCCACCCGGGACGGCGGCGGAAACUCGAGAUUCUCGCUGGCCCCUCAACGCCUGCCAUCCCACUCUGGUGCUAGACAGUCGAGCGUCGCAACCUCCUCAAAUUUUCAGUUCUCGCAGCAUGCCGAUCCUUACUUCCAAUCUUCCCAGGCCACCGGUUUCUCGAACUCUCAACAUCAUGAUGCUGCUAGACGUUCUUCGGUGUACCAGGCCCCCCAGACGGUGCUUCGCCAACCUACCAGCAGCUCUAAUUUUCCUACUGCCAGUCGAGGGCCUAUGUCGGUGAAUAGAAAUGAGCACGCCCAUUACCGAUCAAGCAGCGCCAACGAUGUCCCUCCUGCAGGCCUGCCCAAUUCGCAUUCCACGCCUUCUGCUCACCGGGCUUCAUCCGUCGGGCCAUUCCAGGCCUCUCACCACGGCACCUCUUCCCUCCUCCCGCCCUUUCAAACCUACAAAGAACCUCGCCCACGCGACAGAAAGACUGUCGCUCACUGGCAGCAUGAAGUUUACGAAUUUCUGCAAGAACGUGGCUAUCCCGAACCAUUGACAAUCAAGACCCUUCAGACCCCAACAACCAAAGACUUCCAACAUAUCUUCAAGUUUAUCAUCCAAUGCUCUGAUCCUGGCCACGUCUGGGGAGUUCACGGCAAGAAGCCCGAGGACGAAGUGAUUCCACUGUUGAAGAUGAUGGGAUAUCAUGCGUAUGAUGUACUCACUAAAAGUGGACUACAAGCACCCGGGAGCAUGCAUACCUGGCCUACCUUGUUGGCAAUGUUACACUGGAUUGUCACGACCAUCAAGCUGCGUGAAGAAGCGAUGUCCAGCGAUAAAAUGCGAUUAGAUACUCAAGUCGAACCAUCCCCGGACGACAGCCGCGCCGAGGAUCUGGCAGCCACCAGCCAUUGGUUACAGUAUCUUGAAGCGACUUACAAAUUGUUUCUUCAAUCAGAUGAUUUUGACCGUGAAUUACACAAGCCGCCGUUAGAGGAAUACUUUCAGAAACGUAAAGAUCGUGUCCUAUCCGAAAUCGAAAGACUAGAAACUCGUACCGCCCAACUGGAGGAGCAACACAAACGCCUAGCCAGCAAACCUUCAGCGUUGGAAGGAGCCAAAAAAGAGCACGAAAAACUAGGCAGAGACGCUGAGAGGUUUUUAGAGUAUAUUGCCAAGCUACGAGAGGCGAACAAGAAGUCAGAGAAGUUCAAUGAAGCGCUCAAGCAAAAUUUGGAUAUCAUAGAGGCAAAACUGAGGGAAUCUCAGAAGAGAAAAGCAGAACUAGCAACCUUGGUAGCCAAGCAGAACAUCAGCGAUGUCGAGUUGCAGCAGAUCUCAUCCACCCGAGCUCAAUUAGAGCGAUCGUCAGCAACUGCCGCGGCAAAGCGAAGUCAACUGGAAGAAACGAAUCUGGACUUGGAAGUUCGAAGUACCCAAGCCUCAGACCGGGUUGAGAAGAUGCUGACGAUCUACAAGAACAAGGCCGUCAAACUGGGUCUGAUCCCGCGCGCACCAGAGCCGUUCGAGCAUCUAGACUUCAGCCAAACGGUCAACGGUGGUGCAGCCGAUGUUGCCAACAUGCUCCCCGAUCCAACCGUCGAGAUCAAACCCGCACUGAUCCAACUCAAGAAGAACACUAUCGGACAUCGCUUGGGACUUACCGAUCAAGUCUUGGCGGUUGAGGAGAAACUCGCAAACCUCACCGAGACUCUUCAAGAAAAAAGAGAGAAUUUACAGAUCUCGGAAACCUCCGUUCAACAGCUGACUAAGCGACUUGAAGAUGAUAAAGAAAAAUUUGCCGCCGAAACAAAUCGGAUGAACGAGCAGAUUGACUCUAUUCUCAAACGAGUUACUGAGACUGAGUCUACCAUCGAAAACAGUCGGAUGACGAUCGAACAUGAAAUCCAAGCACUGAGAGUCAGGUUGGAUGAGACAGAAGACCGGAUCAGUAAACUGACUAAAGAUAAUGUGGAUGAGAUGAACUCCAUGUUAGGGUUCAUUGUAUCUUAUAAAGAACGGAUCGGGGAAAAGACCUUACAGUUAAAGCUCUUGUCUGAAUCUACUGGAGGUCCCAGCAACAAUCUUGUCGCUAACAACCAGGUUGGCGGCAGUGGCAGUCAUACCGCCAACAUGCGCAUUUGA